AUGGCAUCUCAAACUGACGUCCAGCUCUUCACCAUUAAAACCUUGCUUGCCUCUGAUGCUACCCGGGGUGCAAUCAAAGACACAAGAGAUGAAGAUAAUGAAACUAAGGCCAGCAGUAUGAGUAAAUUGAUGGGGACAAGAGAGAAAGUCACUAAACUACAUAUUUUUUCAACUGAAGUAGGAGAAAUGGAUAUAUCCAACUCAAAAGGUAUCUUAAAAAAUAGAAACCUCAGAGUGUGCCACAACAAACCAGUCAUGGCGCCUGGCUCUCCUGAAUCUCAUUUGACACCAGAUGACAAGGACUCCAAAGAUCAGACAGUAGUGAUAAAACCAUUGCCCCUUCCAACAUUAAUCAAUGCUCCUGGUGGUGAAUUUCACCCAAACUCCAGUGAUACUGAUAACACCAGGGACAACACUCGAGUUUCUACUGCACCUCAACUAUCCUCUAGAAUGAAGCACAUUAAACAAGAGAUGGCCAAAAAUCACCUUCAAUUUGUGCGAUUUGAAGCAACAGACCUCCAUGGUGUGUCCAGGUCUAAGAGUAUCCCUGCACAAUUUUUCCAAGAAAAAGUGAUUCAUGGUGUUUACAUGCCCCGAGGUUAUCUUGAAUUGAUACCAAAUCCUAAGGACAAUGAAGUGGAUCACAUUAGAGCAACGUGUUUUAAUAGUGACAUAGUCCUGAUGCCAGAGCUAUCAACCUUCAGAGUUCUACCGUGGGCCAAGAGAACAGCCAGGGUGAUCUGUGACACGUUCACUGUGACCGGGGAGCCUCUUCUGACCUCCCCGAGGCACAUCGCCAAAAGGCAGCUGAGCCAGCUGCAGGAUGCCGGCUUCUCCCUGCUCUCUGCUUUCAUCUAUGAUUUUUGCAUUUUUGGUGUACCUGAAAUUAUCAAUUCAAAAACCAUAUCUCUUCCUGCUUCAGCACUGCUAAAUAAUCACGACCAGCCAUUCAUUCAGGAACUUGUGGAUGGUUUGUAUCACACUGGGGCCAAUGUUGAGAGCUUUUCCUCCUCUACCAGGCCUGGCCAGAUGGAAAUCUGUUUUCUGCCUGAAUUUGGCAUCAGUUCAGCUGAUAAUGCAUUUACCCUCAGAAUGGCUGUCAAAGAAGUGGCAAGGAAGUAUAAUUAUAUCACCAGCUUUUUCAUCGAGACUGGAUUCUGUAACUCAGGAAUUUUGUCGCAUAGUCUCUGGGAUGUCGAUGAGAAGAAAAACAUGUUCUGUAGCAGUUCUGGAAUUGAGCAGCUCACAAUUCCUGGGAAAAAAUGGUUGGCAGGCCUCUUGAAGCACUCUGCUGCACUUAGCUGCUUGAUGGCCCCUGCUGUUAGCUGCAGGAAGCGCUACUCUAAGGAGAGUAAAGACCUGAAGGAGAGUGUGCCAACAACGUGGGGGUACAAUGAUAACAGCUGUGCUUUUAAUAUUAAGUGUCAUGGUGAGAAAGGCACUAGAAUAGAAAAUAAACUGGGCUCAGCCACAGCAAAUCCUUACCUGGUGCUGGCCGCCACUGUUGCUGCAGGCUUGGAUGGACUUUACAGCGAUGAUGGCGUUUUGUCUGGUCCAGAGAACAGCACAGACCUUCAUCAGGCCAAACCUUCUGAGAUCCCUUUAAAACUGGAACAUGCCCUCAUGGCACUAGAGGAAGAUCAAUGUCUGAGACAGGCUCUAGGAGAAACUUUUAUUCGGUAUUUUGUUGCCAUGAAGAAAUAUGAGUUGGAAAAUGAAGAAACAGAUGCUGAGAGAAAUAAAUUCUUAGAAUAUUUUAUUUAG
This is a messenger RNA of Budorcas taxicolor (takin), 1764 nucleotides long. RefSeq names its product lengsin, lens protein with glutamine synthetase domain (gene LGSN). Gene Ontology annotation, molecular function: glutamine synthetase activity. The record is from RefSeq and is a predicted model, not a curated record. Gene Ontology annotation, cellular component: cytoplasm; membrane. Lineage: Eukaryota; Metazoa; Chordata; Mammalia; Artiodactyla; Bovidae.